Messenger RNA from Perognathus longimembris pacificus (Pacific pocket mouse), 2224 nucleotides. RefSeq names its product ubiquitin conjugating enzyme E2 K (gene Ube2k). NCBI's taxonomy places the organism in Eukaryota, Metazoa, Chordata, Mammalia, Rodentia, Heteromyidae. Gene Ontology annotation, molecular function: protein binding; ubiquitin conjugating enzyme activity. The record is from RefSeq and is a predicted model, not a curated record. Gene Ontology annotation, cellular component: nucleus. Gene Ontology annotation, biological process: proteasome-mediated ubiquitin-dependent protein catabolic process; protein polyubiquitination. Bases 59 to 661 code for a protein of 200 amino acids. The transcript is spliced from 7 exons.
UGGUGGUGGUCGUAGCGGUGGCGGAGGAGGCGGGUACGAAUCAGCUGCGGGCGGAGACAUGGCCAACAUCGCGGUGCAGCGAAUCAAGCGGGAGUUCAAGGAGGUGCUGAAGAGCGAGGAGACGAGCAAAAAUCAAAUUAAAGUAGAUCUUGUAGAUGAGAAUUUUACAGAAUUAAGAGGAGAAAUAGCAGGACCUCCAGACACACCAUAUGAAGGAGGAAGAUACCAGCUAGAGAUAAAAAUACCAGAAACAUACCCAUUUAAUCCCCCAAAGGUCCGGUUUAUCACUAAAAUAUGGCAUCCUAAUAUUAGUUCUGUCACAGGAGCUAUUUGUUUGGAUAUCCUGAAAGAUCAAUGGGCAGCCGCGAUGACUCUCCGCACUGUAUUACUAUCAUUACAAGCACUGCUGGCAGCUGCAGAGCCGGAUGAUCCACAAGACGCUGUCGUAGCAAAUCAGUACAAACAGAAUCCCGAAAUGUUCAAACAAACGGCUCGGCUUUGGGCACAUGUGUAUGCUGGUGCACCAGUUUCUAGUCCAGAAUACACCAAAAAAAUAGAAAACUUAUGUGCUAUGGGCUUUGAUAGGAAUGCAGUAAUAGUGGCCUUGUCUUCAAAAUCAUGGGAUGUAGAGACUGCAACAGAAUUGCUUCUGAGUAACUGAAGCGUAGAGCGCUGCUCAUAGUCAAGUUUGCCUCUUGAGGAGCACCAACAUCUGUUAUUUUUAGGGUUCUGCAUAAAUUUCUUUUAAACUGGCAUUCUUGCCUAAUGAUGUUACCUAGGCACCAUUGGAGACUGAAAAAAACAAAUUCCCUGCUCUGUAAAUAAAGCUAAUUAAACGUCUGUGUAAAUUUAAAAGGGGACAUACUUUAAUUUUUUUUCUUGAUAGUGUAAACAAUCUGAGCUAAGCUAAAACCAUGGAGAAAACAUGCUACUUUAGUGUUUAGCAGUGUAACAAGACUAGCAAGAGUUUGCUUCUGGGUUUUGUUGAAUAAUUAAGAUAAUACUUUGAGUGUGUCCAGGCCAUUCAAAUUGUUGGUGUUGCAUCACAGCUACCUUAACUGUUCUUCACAUGGAUCCUCUGUGCCUGUGAAUUAAUUGCAUGCUUGUACUUGACUUAUUAGGAGGGGAGCUGAAAAGACCACCAUUUGUAAGCAUUAGGAAAUGUGUAAUAGGAGAUUACUCCAGAAUCGAAGUUGGUGACCUAUUCAGAGCCAUUUGUCCCUGAGAACAGAUUAGGAAACUGAAUCUGUUUUCCCUGUUACUGUGCACAGCUAACAUUUUAAUGGGAAAUUUCUCUGCAUUUGUUGGGGAAAUGUGCUAGGAUAUUAGGGUGAGGGGGGCAAAGGCCAUUGCUCCAUUUUUAGGUUGUAGGUUUGGAAUGUUUUACCAAAAUUCUUUCACACACACUUAAGUUAUCCUAUGUAAAUGUAAUAAUGUAAAAAGGGAGCCUCCAAUUUUAUUACUCUUUAAAACAGUAAAUACUUGCUGUUGUACUCCCAGAUUUAAUGAAAGACCCAACUCAGUUUUUCAAUGAAUUUCACAUAAUUUUUAAAUUGGUGAGAUUUUUCUUUGAGAACUUGAAAUGAUGCAAUCAAUGUUCGGUAAUUUAUAGCCUAAGUUUAGGCCAUUAUAGAGAUUGCUUUAUUAGAUAUUUUCAAAGUCACUGUUGAUUGCACUUAACCCAUGUUAACAUGAAAGCUGUGUUGGUGUUUUACUGUACAUAUUCAAAUGCACAUAGGAAUAGAAGUGUGUUAUAAAUCUAGCUUUCUUUAUGAUGUUUCUGAUAGGAGAAUCAAAACUUCCUUCUCUACUUGUACAUAGUCAGACUUUCUAUUCAUAUUGUUAUCUUUCAUUCUAAGUUCAGUUUUGAACAUUAUUAGUUUUGCAAGCUCAACCACAAUUUGACCAUUUUAUGAAGCUUGAAGUGGAUUUAUGCAGGCAAUUUGAUACAGAGUAAUGUAAUUCUUAUUAAACUUUCAGGACCAAUGCAAAAUAACAAAAAUGUAAUGGAAUCCAACUGAAUUAUAGAAAGGUUGUGUAUUGACAGUCAUAAAAGGUUUGCUUUCUUAAGUGUUAUUUAUCUUAAGCUAUAAUCCGGAAGUGUUUGGAAGAUAAUUUUUGAAUCUAUUAAGUCAACAUGACUUCUUUUGACUUUUGAAUAAUCUUGGUACUACAAGCAAUAAAAGAACCAUUAUUAAACAUUUGUAAUGUUUAAAAAUGUGAA